Molecule: messenger RNA, 942 nt
Organism: Pieris brassicae (large cabbage white)
Lineage: Eukaryota; Metazoa; Arthropoda; Insecta; Lepidoptera; Pieridae
Exons: 6
Coding region: 1-942 (313 amino acids)
Source: RefSeq, a predicted model, not a curated record
AUGAAUUUAAUAUAUUUAUUCGCGUUUGCCUUAGUGGGCCAAGCUAGAGCCCUUGUCGAACUAAAUUGCAGUGAUAACGCAACAUGUAUAGACUUUAUGACUAGAGAAUUCGUUAGGAGUAUAAGGCAGAGGAAAGCGGUGAAACUUUUUGACACAUUCACGAUAGAGCCAGUAGAAAUUGCAAGACAGGCGAGAAGCAAGGAUCCCCUAACGCGGUUACUCACGAGUCACGCGAUCAGCUUCGACUGGAACGAUUUUACCUUCAAAUUCUCGAACACGGAGGAUAAAAGUGACGCCUUAGACUUGGAGGUGUAUGAAAGCAGGACUGCUAAAGAUGUUUCGGAUGAAGCUCCGAAGAAAUCAAACAGCAAGGUGGAGGAAGAAGUACCACAGGACAAAACACCAAAACUAGUAGUUAAACGGCGACACAAACGGAAAGUCAUGCAAGCGGUGAUCCCUCUCUUAUUCGGAAUGAAGUCAGCCGCGAUCGCUAUCUUCUCGCUGGCGGUGGUAGCAGUCAUCACGAUCAAGGCAUUCCUGGCUAGCAAGCUAGCCCUGCUGGUGACUGUUGGGAUGGCUGCCAAGAAGUUGUAUGAGAAUUAUACCGGCGGCGCUGGUUUGCAAAAUCAUCCAUUCCUUUACUCGCAAUACCCAAUUGAUUUUCCGAGCGCCUCAUCGCACGCAUACUCUGUAAGCGGAAUGAGUCAACAGUUUGGUUCCAAUGAGAUGUACAGUCCAUCUGGACUGGGCUCACAGACACACACUCACGAAAUUCUGCAAUCGAACGACCCCAGUGCUCAGCAGUCGCAGCAGGCGCCAUCUGUGCUAGCUAACUCGACGCGAGCAGCAGAACGAUGGGAUGGGUACCGGAGACGUCCAAUUUUAUAUGGAAGCUCGCGCAGUACGUCAAAUUCCUAUUUGGCCUCGGACCACCGCCGCUAA